Boeremia exigua is the source of this 1965-nucleotide messenger RNA. RefSeq names its product Alpha/Beta hydrolase protein. Gene Ontology annotation, molecular function: hydrolase activity. Bases 243 to 1619 code for a protein of 458 amino acids. Lineage: Eukaryota; Fungi; Ascomycota; Dothideomycetes; Pleosporales; Didymellaceae. The record is from RefSeq and is a predicted model, not a curated record. The transcript has a single exon.
CCACAAAAACACGCUUUCUAGCCCAGUUCGAGACUUUUCGCUCGUUUAGUGACCGUAUCUCGUGUCGCAUCCUGUCACUCCCUGCUCGGACGCUCCCGAAAAGGACCAGACUGUUCUGUCGGUCGCGUCUGGUGUGCUUUCGUCAGAUCGCGCUUGCCUUCGUCGUUUUUGGGUACGACAGGUCCAACAGCGCAGGAGCCACUACGUCAACGUUCCGUCUCAUCAUUUUUGUCAACCCUUCAAUGUUUUCUCGUUCUCUCUGCAGAGCCUGCACAUCUCUCAAGACGAGUGCACCAUCAUCACGGCUGCCACAAUCUAGUUCGCUCAACACGCGUCUGAGCCGUGCCUACUCGGCUGUCACAGCUCCACCGCGAGAGGAGCACUUCGACGUUCCAUGUCGGUCAAAUGGCUCCAUCAGACUUGACGUCUAUCAUGCUCUCGACGCAUCAUCACCUGUGCUCAUCUAUCUGCCCCCCGGGCCUGUAGUCCCCGCAAAUGCUGAGGCAGAAGAAGGUAUCAUUGCCGCGCUGCGUGCGUCGAGCGCAGCGACCAUCGUGCGCAUCAACUACCGUGCAUCUUCACAGCAUCAGUUCCCAACACCAUAUCAUGACGUGCUCUACGGUUACGACUGGAUUCAAGAGAACAUGCUCAUCGAUGGCGCCCAACAGCCCUAUGCGGCACGUUUGGGCAUCUGUGGAGAGCUGAUGGGGGGCUCCAUCGCCACUAUGCUUGCUUUGACAGAGUGUCGAGUCGGCGAGAGCCGUAUCACUGCUGCUGCCGUGAACAACCCGAUUGUGGAUUGGGUCUUCCCUGACGACCUGCCCAAUGUCAGUGCAUCAGAGUUACCAGAGCCGUCCGGCGCCGAAGAAACUGCAUUCCCAGCAGACGAAGACUUGAUGGCUUCAUUUAAAGCGCUCAAAGUGGGAGAGCUGCCCAAAACGAAAGCCAAGCGUAAACGCAAGCCAAAAGCAGUGCCUCUGACCUCGUGGCAAGCUUGGGCAGACAGCUCCCUCAUUCCUACUCUCCCUCUCUCUGAGAUGCGCAACGUGCUUUUUCGUCGACAGGAGGAUAUGUUUGAUCGAUUCACCUCCCCAGCCCACUUCUUCCGCUCGCCACAUGCACAGCUCGUUCUACCACAAGCCGUAGACUCAGCCCUUGACCAGCCCGAUUACGCACUCGACAUUGAAACUCAGAUGAGCCUGAACCAUUUCAACUCGUUCAACCGAGAAUCCCCGGAGCCGUUGGGACACCCUGAAUUGACAAGGUGUCGAUCAUAUGCCCGUGUCUACCCCCAAGCAGGUGCCGGCAAGGUCAGCCUACCGGCCUGGAACAUCACUACUGGAGCGCAGAGUCCACUUCACGACCAAGCCGCAGAAUUGUCGAAGCUUCUCAGGCGAAGCAUUGCCCGCCAUGCUGUGAAGUCUCAGACUGGCCGCACAAAAGCGCACGAUCCUACUGAGAAGCAGUACUAUGAGGAGUACGCGGAAGAAAGAGUCCAAUUCGACUCGUUCGCAGACGCGGGGCUUUGGUCAGAGCAACAACUUAGUGCAGAAGGCUCAAAGCACAUCGAAAGUAUCGGAAGCUGGAUGAAACACAACAUGUCUCCAGAAAACGCAUAGGUAUUUGCAUGCAGACUACCAUUCACACCCUUCUCAAAUGCAAGCCUGGAGGCGAUGUGCUGCAAUACACGACCAGGUUCUCUCAACCACAAAACGGUGUCGUCAAAAAGAGCGACUCCAGUACGAUCAACGACAAAGCACGCAAGACACAUAGAGACGACGUCAUUGUCAUCAUGAUUCAACUCUGUUAAACAAAUCGCUUGUCGUUCGCGCUUUACUAUCAGCACGGGGUUUGAAAGCCAACACCAUCAAGGGACAGCAAAUCGCCAGAUGAAAGAGGCAAUGCGUCCAAAGCUAUGCUUGCGUAUCGAGCAAUACACCUCGGCGUCGACCGCCUUGCUCGCUC